AUGCUCUCGGAGUGCCCAUUUGAUCAGUGCCCAUUUGAUCAGUGCCCAUUUGAUCAGUGCCCAUUUGAUCAGUGCCCAUUUGAUCAGUGCCCAUUUGACCAGUGGCCAUUUGACCAGUGGCCAUUUGAUCAGUGCCCAUUUAAUCAGUGCCCAUUUGAUCAGUGCCCAUUUGAUCAGUGCCCAUUUGAUCAGUGCCCAUUUGAUCAGUGCCCAUUUGAUCAGUGCCCAUUUGAUCAGUGCCCAUUUGACCAGUGUCCAUUUGAUCAGUGCCCAUUUGAUCAGUGCCCAUUUGACCAGUGCCCAUUUGAUCAGUGCCCAUUUAAUCAGUGCCCAUUUGACCAGUGGCCAUUUGACCAGUGGCCAUUUGAUCAGUGCCCAUUUGAUCAGUGCCCAUUUGAUCAGUGCCCAUUUGAUCAGUGCCCAUUUGACCAAUGCCCAUUUGAUCAGUGGCCAUUUGAUUAG
This is a messenger RNA of Procambarus clarkii (red swamp crayfish), 462 nucleotides long. The record is from RefSeq and is a predicted model, not a curated record. NCBI's taxonomy places the organism in Eukaryota, Metazoa, Arthropoda, Malacostraca, Decapoda, Cambaridae.